GACAUUUCAAAAACUUCAAAUGCUAAAUUUAGAGGCAACACUUAUUAGUAAAGAACAGAAAAAUAAUGUCGGGAGAAGAAAAGGAGAAAUCUACUGAAGAUAUGGUAAAAGACGAAAAAGAAGAAUCCGAAGAGAAACUCAAAAAUGACGUUUCAAAGGAUAAAAAUUCUGUUGAAGGGGACGGAGAUACAAAAUCAAAGAAAACAUCAAAAGAUGAAAACUCUAAAAAGAAAAACUCAAAAUUAGAAGAAAGUGAAAAUGAGCUAGCUGACGAAGAUGGCGAAGAAGGCGAAGAAGAAGAGGAUCAUGAUGAAAAAGAUGAUGAAAAGAAUAAACCUAAGAAGAAAAAUGAAGAGAACGGUAGCAAAAAGAAGACUGACACUAAACCCAUUAAAUCCGCUAAUAAUGGCACAACGGAAAGUGGAGACGAAGAAAAGGAAGAAGAAGAAGAAGAAGAAGAGGAAGAUAAAAAAUCUGAUGAUUUAAAAGAAGAGGAUUUGGUUUCACUAGGAGAAAUUAGCAAAAUAAAUGAAAAUAUUAACAAAAACAGAGUUGAAAAUUUGCAACUUCUCUAUGAGAUUUGUUUUGAUGCUCCAGGUAAAUUCAAUGUUGUAAAGAAGAAUUUAAGGACAUUUGCCGGAUUUGAGUUUGAACCGGAUUCAACAGAGCAUAAAAAAAAAUUAGAAUUUAUUCAAAAACAUGAUUUGAAAAGUCUCAAAUCAAUAUGCAAUAUAUUAGCGUUGGCUAAGAAAGGUUCGAGGGAAGAAGUUUCACAGAGAAUAUGCAAAUUUUUAUUUUCCCCUGAAGAACAAGACAUCCCUGAAGAUGAAGAUGAAGAAGGAGAGGAAGAAGAGGAGGAAGCACCAAGCGAAGAGGAGAAAAAACAAAAACGGCCUGAAAAAACUGGCAGAGGUGGUAGACCAAGGCGAGUUACUGCUGGUAAAAGUAAUCGUGAUGUAUCGAGCUACGUGGAAUAUUCCAGCUCAGAUGAAGAAGCAAAAGUUGUUAGAUCUAAACGUCAAAGACGUAAAGAUGACUCGGAUAGUGGAUCAGAUUACAACCCAUCAGGUGGAUCUGAUUCAGAAGGACGUAAGAAAAAUAGAGGUGGUGGUGGUGGACGUGGUUCUAGAGUGAGCGGACGUAAGGUAGCUAGAAGAAAAUCAGAUUCAGAUGAAGAAGAUGAAGAAGAAGAAGAUGAAGAAUCAGAAAUAAGCGAAGACGAAAGUGAAGAGGAACCGAAGAAAAAAGGACGUUCCAAACCUAGAUCAGGUGGUAGAGCGCGAGCUCCUGCACGGCCAAGAGCACGAAAGCGCAAUGAAACCGAAAGUGAAGAGGAAGUUGAUGAAGAAUCAGAAGCUGAAAAUGAAAGUGAAGAGGAGCAACCUAAAAAGCGAAGAGCAGGAGGCGGAAAAGCAGCUAAAAAUAAUAAAGCUACAGCAAGUAGAGGAAGAGCUAAACCACCACCACGGAAAAAAUCUAGAAAAGCAUCUUCAGAAGAAGAAGAAGAAGAGGAAGAUGAAGAAGAAAAAAGUGAUUCAGAAGAUGAACCAUUAAAUAAAAAAGGAAAAAAUUCAUUCCCUUCAGACGACGAAAUUAAGUCUUAUGUGAAAGAAAUUUUAGAUGAAGCUAAUCUUGAAGAAAUUACAAUGAAAACGGUUUGUAAGCAAGUAUAUGCAAAAUAUCCAGAAUUUGAUUUAACUGAUAAAAAAGAUUUUAUUAAAGCAACUGUAAAAUCUUUUUUGUUUUUGUAAAUUUUUAGCUAAUCGCAGCAUAAAAAAUUGUAUUUUUUUUUUUUUGUCAUACUAUUAUUUGUAAAAUUUAAUUUAAAUUAAAAAAAACAUUCAAUUAAAAAUCAAAGUAAUUGUUGUAAUAAAAUUGAAAUGAGUAAAGGAAAAUAAAAAAAUUAAAAAAUUUCGUGAAUUAUAAUUAAGAACUAAAAACAAAAAUUAAUAGGUAUUCUCUUUGAAUAAUGAUUAUUUUUUUACAAAAGAAAAACAAAAAAAAUUUUAAUAAAUCAAAAACCCAAAAAAAUGAAAAUAAAGGAACAAUUUGCAUAAAAUUUUUUCGGACACAAAA
Molecule: messenger RNA, 2076 nt
Organism: Condylostylus longicornis
Lineage: Eukaryota; Metazoa; Arthropoda; Insecta; Diptera; Dolichopodidae
Gene: Dek
Product: protein DEK
Exons: 12
Coding region: 66-1751 (561 amino acids)
Biological process (GO): regulation of double-strand break repair; chromatin organization
Cellular component (GO): nucleus
Molecular function (GO): histone binding; DNA binding
Source: RefSeq, a predicted model, not a curated record